UUUGUACGUUGUUGGAAAGCACCCAUGUUAUGAUGAUGACGCGAAUAUAAAAGCACGCUUUUCUGCCGGCCUCAGUCACGAUCCAAACCGGCGGUGUGGAUUGCGUUGCAUUCAGCCAUAUGGUCAACUCACGGAUACACGUGCUUUUCUUUGUGGUGUGCCAAUUACAUUUUCUCAAAUAAAAUGCCGGCGGGAAACGAGGAUGAUGUGAAGCUGUUCCAGUCAAUCGGUUUGAGUGAGCAGAAGGCCAAGGAAACCUUAAAAAAUGCGAACGUUACGAAGAAUCUCAAACUGGCAAUAAACGAGGCAGUUAAACAUGGCUCUAUUACUCAAGAUACUGGUGUCUUGCUAUAUCAUUUGGCUUCCAAAAUUAAAAAUCAGAUUGCAGACAAAAUAUCAUUUAUUACUAAUUACAUAGUUGAAAAGAAGCUAGAUAAUAUACAGAGGUUAGAUGUUGCAUUGAUUUAUCUGUUGGCCAAUGUGAAUGAUGAUUUGGAUAUAACAAAAUUUGAAGAAUCCUGUGGUAUAGGGAUAAUAAUUUCACCUGAACAGAUAGAAGAGGAAGUGGAGAAGAUAAUAAAGGCACAUAAAGAUGAGAUAUUAGAGAAGAGGUAUCGCUUUAAUUCUGGUCCGUUAAUGCAACAAGUACGCAAUGUUUUAAAAUGGGCAGAUGGUAAAGCAAUAAAGAAUGAAUUUGAUAUCCAACUUCUUGAUUUACUGGGUCCAAAAGUUGAAUCUGAUCUUGCCUCAGUGCCUAAACAAGCAAAGCAAUCAAAAGACAAACAGAUGAAAACAAAGAAGACUGAAAUUACAAAAGAUGAACAAAAAGAAAUGUCAAAUAAUGAAAAAGUAGGAGUGCAAACCAUAAGUGAACUCAUGAAGACUAAAGUUAAUUUUCACAAACCUGGGGAAAAUUAUAAAACCGAUGGCUAUAUUGUGACACCAUAUACACAUCAUUUACUACAAAAACAUUUGGAAGCUACUGGAGGCAAAGUGAUAACAAGAUUCCCACCGGAACCCAAUGGGAUUUUGCAUAUUGGACAUGCAAAGGCUAUCAACAUCAACUUUGGAUAUGCUACUGCUUACGAUGGCAUAUGCUAUUUGCGAUAUGAUGAUACAAAUCCAGAAAAGGAAGAGGAAAAAUUCUUUGUUGGUAUACAAGAAAUGGUGGAAUGGCUCGGUUACAAACCAGCUGCUAUUACACACUCGUCAGAUUAUUUCCAACAGUUAUAUGACUGGGCCAUAGAACUUAUAAAAAAAGAUUUAGCCUAUGUUUGUCAUCAAUCUAGUGAGGAAAUGAAAGGUUUUAAUCCUCCUCUGAGUCCUUGGCGCGACAGGCCAAUUGAGGAAAGCUUGCAAUUGUUUAAUGAUAUGAAAGAUGGUUUAUUAGAGGAAGGUGAAGCGACUUUACGCUUGAAAGUGACUUUAGAAGAAGGCAAGCAAGAUCCUGUUGCAUACAGGAUAAAAUACUCGCCACAUCACCGAACCAGUGACAAAUGGUGCAUCUAUCCUACUUAUGAUUACACCCAUUGCUUGUGUGAUAGUAUCGAAAAUAUCACUCAUUCCCUCUGCACAAAAGAAUUUCAAUCACGAAGAUCAUCCUAUUAUUGGCUUUGCAACUCCUUGAACAUUUAUUGUCCUGUACAAUGGGAAUAUGGCCGAUUGAACGUCAAUUAUACAGUAGUUUCCAAAAGGAAAAUUGCUAAAUUAAUACAAGAAGGAAUAGUGUCCGAUUGGGAUGAUCCUAGAUUAUUUACAUUAACGGCGCUACGUAGACGUGGAUUUCCGCCAGAAGCUAUAAACAAUUUUUGUGCUCAAAUGGGUGUAACUGGUGCACAAGCGACUGUUGAUCCGGCAGCUUUAGAAGCAGCUGUUAGGGAUAUUCUAAAUUUCACUGCUCCUCGACAUAUGGUGGUUCUAGAACCUAUUAAAUUAACUAUUAGAAAUUUCUCUCACGAGAAAGCCAUAAAGCUUAACGUCUCAGAUUUUCCUAAUGAGCCCGAAAAGAAACAUCAUGAAAUUACAUUUGAUGAAAUUGUAUAUAUUGAAGCUAUGGACUUCAAAGAAAUUGAAGAAAAAGAUUUUAGACGUUUGACACCAAAACAACCUGUAGGUUUGAAACAUGCAGGCGUUGUAAUAACAUUUGAGAAUAUCGAGAAAGAUGCCAGUGGUAACAUUACGAACAUCGUUGUUAGACAAGAUCCUGUUUCAAAAAAAAAUAAACCAAAAGCAUUUAUACACUGGGUAUCCAACCCAUCAUUAGCAUCUGUCAGGCUAUAUGAGCGUUUAUUCAAACAUAAAAAUCCAGAAGACACAAACGAAGUACCGAAUGGAUUUUUGAGCGAUAUUAAUCCAUCCAGUAAAAAGGAGAUCGUUGCUUAUAUGGAUGGUAGUCUAGCUAAAACAGCGGAAGUAAACGAUAAAUUUCAAUUUGAACGUAUAGGCUUUUUCUCUGUUGAUCUUGACACCAAACCUGGCAAGCUUGUCUUUAAUCGUACUGUAACAUUGAAAGAAGAUGCAGGAAAGGUGUAAAUAUAUUUUUCGAGUUAAUUAUAUCGCCAAAAAAUAUA
Pogonomyrmex barbatus (red harvester ant) is the source of this 2570-nucleotide messenger RNA. RefSeq names its product Glutaminyl-tRNA synthetase (gene GlnRS). Gene Ontology annotation, cellular component: aminoacyl-tRNA synthetase multienzyme complex; cytosol; cytoplasm. Gene Ontology annotation, biological process: translation; glutaminyl-tRNA aminoacylation. The record is from RefSeq and is a predicted model, not a curated record. Lineage: Eukaryota; Metazoa; Arthropoda; Insecta; Hymenoptera; Formicidae. Gene Ontology annotation, molecular function: ATP binding; glutamine-tRNA ligase activity.